AUGUUUAAAAUUCUGAAUCUUCGUAGAACUCCGGGGCAGAUCCGAGUAGAAGGUAUAGGCGCCAAUGCAGCCACUUACACAAAGGGCUCCACAACUGUGCGAUUGAGAUCCCUCACUGAUGAGGCUUUCUCGACGCAAUUUGAAGUCUACAUCCUACCAACGAUUACGACUAUGACACCAGUAUGCAAGGUCGACUCCUCCGCCUGGGAUCACCUUUCUGGACUCCAGCUUGCCGAUCCAACAUUUGGUACUCCUGCCAAAAUUGAUUUACUUAUUGGCGCAGAUAUUUGGCCCGCUUUAAUUGCCGAUGGGAUUGCUGCGGGACUCCAUAACGAACCGUGCGCGCUCUGUACUCGCCUCGGUUGGGUUGUGUUUGGCCCCGCGGUGGUCAGCGCUCCAAAUCAUUUGACCCAUACUCUAACUGUCAGCAAAUGUAUAGGCGAUCAGCAACUGGACAAACUACUGCAGAGGUUCUGGCAGGUUGAGGACAAUGGUCCUGUCGACGAACUCUCGGUAGACUCUUGUGAACGGAUUUUCAUUGACACUGUACGUCGCACAGCGAGUGGACGCUAUAGUGUACAAAUCCCAUUUCUUCCGAAUGCUCCAAUGUUGGGAGAUUCAUAUCAAGCAGCGCGGCGUCAGUUUUUCCAUCUUGAGCGAAAAUUAGCUGGCGACCCUGAGCUUCGCAACAAAUACAUCACGUUUAUGCAAGAGUACAUAGCACUCGGUCACAUGAAUCCCGUGACAGACGAUUGCUUCGACCCAACGCAAUGCUAUUACAUACCCCAUCAUGCGGUAACAGGUAAAUUUCGGGUGGUAUUCAACGCGUCCUGCAAAACUACCAGCGGAGUGUCAUUGAACGACACUCAGUUUUCGGGACCACAGCUCCAGGACAAUUUGAUUGAUAUUCUUCAUCGGUUUCGACGCUAUCGGAUAGCUAUAACAGCCGAUGUCAAGAAGAUGUUUCGACAGGUUGAGAUCAAUCCCUUGCAUCGUAAAUGGCAACGCAUCUUGUGGCGGGAAUCUCCAGUCGAACCACUACGUAGCUUCGAGUUAGCCACAGUAACGUAUGGAAUGACAAGCAGUCCAUACAAUGCGAUUCGCUCCUUACGCCAAUGUGCUGUAGAUAACUACACCAUUGUGGAGGACGAAAACCGGGCUUCUACAGCAAGGAACAGUAUCCUUGAUGGAUUUUACGUCGACGACUAUUUGGAAAGUUUUGACUCUUUGGUGGAAGCUGUUAGUUGUGCUCAUGAUGUUGAUGCGAUCCUUCGUCAAGGUCAGUUCAUUCUUGACAAAUGGAAUUCGAACUGCGCCAAAGUACUUCAUGCUAUCACCGAUCCAGAGAAAUCUGUUACAGAAAUUGAAUUAUGCGAUUCCAACGCCACUGUGUUAGGCUUACAUUGGAAUCCGUUGAGCGAUGAGCUCUUUUUUAAGGUGAGAAUUGAAGACUCACAUAGACUACCAACAAAGCGUAGUAUCCUAAGUGACGUUGCAAGGCUGUAUGACCCGAUUGGUAUACUAGCGCCAGCUGUAGUUCUGGCCAAAAUGUUCAUUCAAACCCUGUGGAGGAAGGAUCUUAACUGGGACACUCCAUUACCUAUAGAAUUACAAGACCAGUGGCUCGAAUUUCGAAAUGGUCUUCAUGAACUAGCGCGAGUCCGUGUACCGCGUUGGUUAAGCAUGUCACCUCAUGCAUUUUGUACACUCCAUGGAUUCUGUGACGCUAGCUCGAAGGCGUAUGCUGCGGUUAUCUACGUAAAUAGUGCCGCACAAGGAGAUUUGUCUAAUAUGGCACUUGUUACUGCGAAAACCAAGGUGGCACCUGUGAAGCAGAUUACUAUACCACGCUUGGAACUUUGUGCUGCCCACCUGCUGGUAGUCACUCUACGUCAUGUGCAAAAGGCGCUCCAUUUAGACAACGUCCCUUACACACUCUGGAGUGAUUCAACUAUAGUUUUGCAUUGGAUUCAUAAACAACCGUCAGUGUUGAAACAGUUCGUGGGUAAUCGAGUUGCAUACAUCCAGGCCCACACCAAGGUAGAAUGUUGGCGACACAUUCGCUCCGAGUACAAUCCAGCCGAUUGUGCAAGUCGAGGAAUUACGCCUGCAAGCCUUCUGCAUCAUCCGCUAUGGUGGACAGGUCCACCUUCUCGUUAUAUGUGCAUCGAAAACGAUCCAGUUGUGCCAGAACUAACGGAGGAGCAACUCCAGGCACAGACUCUGGAAUGUCAACCUUUUCGUACUUUUAUAACCACUCGCCAGGAUCAUCACCAAUGUCUUAUGACUUCUGCGUGUGGUCACCGAAUUCCUCUCGUUGAGAAAUUUAGCAUACUUAGUCGUGUCCUCAAUACAACAACGCGAUUAAGACGUUUUCUGCCAUGUUACAAGGGUAAGAGGUCGAAUAUUGUGACAGCAGAAGAAUACGAAUGGGCUCUGCUUCUAACUGUUAAACAAGCUCAAGGUAAGGCAUAUAGACGAGAAAUUAAUGCUCUCAAAUCAAAUUCCAGGUUAGACAUUCGAAAUCACUUGUUCCCCUAA
Messenger RNA from Bactrocera neohumeralis, 2541 nucleotides. RefSeq lists its product as uncharacterized. The record is from RefSeq and is a predicted model, not a curated record. The transcript has a single exon. NCBI's taxonomy places the organism in Eukaryota, Metazoa, Arthropoda, Insecta, Diptera, Tephritidae. The coding region runs from base 1 to 2541 and encodes 846 amino acids.